Messenger RNA from Pyricularia oryzae 70-15, 141 nucleotides. RefSeq lists its product as uncharacterized. The transcript has 3 exons. Gene Ontology annotation, molecular function: metallopeptidase activity. Lineage: Eukaryota; Fungi; Ascomycota; Sordariomycetes; Magnaporthales; Pyriculariaceae. The record is from RefSeq and is a predicted model, not a curated record. The coding region runs from base 1 to 141 and encodes 46 amino acids.
AUGCUUGUUAGAGGAACUGAAGAUUAUGGGGAUGGAUACGGUAUCGAAAAAGUCAGAAGUUUAGGGCAACAGGAAAGCCUUAUGGAUGCCGACACAUUUGGCUAUUUCGCCAGAGAGGCGGGGACUGGUGUUCGUUUGUAA